Messenger RNA from Pseudomyrmex gracilis, 3282 nucleotides. RefSeq names its product dual specificity protein phosphatase Mpk3 (gene Mkp3). Gene Ontology annotation, biological process: protein dephosphorylation; negative regulation of MAPK cascade. The transcript has 4 exons. Lineage: Eukaryota; Metazoa; Arthropoda; Insecta; Hymenoptera; Formicidae. Gene Ontology annotation, molecular function: MAP kinase tyrosine/serine/threonine phosphatase activity; protein tyrosine/threonine phosphatase activity. The coding region runs from base 1427 to 2620 and encodes 397 amino acids. Gene Ontology annotation, cellular component: cytoplasm; cytosol. The record is from RefSeq and is a predicted model, not a curated record.
GCUCCAUUCUCGACGAAGGGACGCUAGAGGUAAGGUGUGGCUUACGGUGGGAAGAGCGCGACACGAGUUAGGAGAAUCGUGAAAACAGCACGAGAGAAAGAAGGAAAACAAAGAAAGAUAGGAUAGAAAACGCGAGUGAAGGAAGAAUUUUAAUGUGACGUACUUGGAUGUGUUUUCUUCAUCAAGAAAAUCUGCUGUGGAAGAGAAAUUCAGGCUUGGAGCGAUGCUGAAGAGAUUUGUGAGGUGAGAGAGGGAGAGAGAAAGAGACAUAGAGAGGAAACGGACAUCUCUCUCUCUCUCUCUCUCUCUCUUGGGUGAAGUUGUGCGCGCGCGAGUUCGUAGCGUACGCGAAGAUUUAAAGCUACAUUCUGAAAUUGGCUGCGUUCUAAAGGCGGGAGCGAACGCGAAUGUGCUGUGAGCGAGAAGGAUGGAAUCGCCGUUGGUGCUGCUGCUGUCGCGUCGAGAUGUCGGAACGAGCUUGGCUGAGCACCGAGGGUCGAGCGCGAGAUAGAGUGCGGCAAUCAUGUAUGAUUGGAAAUGUAUUUCACGAGCGACGGCGAGCGUAAACAUUUCACAUCCGUGCCGUUAAUUGGACGCGUCGUCUUGAUUUACGAGGAGAUCGAUAACCGGGACGAGCUGGCGGCGGCAAAGGCAGCAAGAGUAACGACGGUGACGACGAGGACGGCGACGAAGACAACGGCUACAUCGGUGACGGCGGCGGCGGCAACGGCACUGGCAGUGGUGGAGGCAGCGUCGGAGUGCGAGGAGGAAAGAGACACGGAGUAGGCACACAGGCGUAGUGUCGCAGGAAAUGAUGGCAACGCGUGAGAUUGGUCGGGCCGCGCCGUCGACGGGUGAAUGUCGCGCGUAAUCGUUCUCCGGACGAAACACCUCCGGGGAACACGUUCCGCCACUCAAUUCAAAGUGCCAUUUUGUCAUAUCCAGUAAAUAUUAAUCGUAGUAGACCUUCGUAACGAGUUCGGGACACACUCUAUACACGCACUCUGUAUCCAUUACAAAUUGUAUCGUCGCGCGCUUAUGUACAUAUAUUACGGUUCUGUUCGAGAAGGACGCGCAACAAGGCUGAUGACUUCCUCGGUUACGACCAGCGCAGUUUUACCAUUGCAGCUCAGGGGUCGAUGUAUCAACGUCAAAUCAAGCAUUCGAGAGUUAUUUGGAACGACGACAACUAAUUACAGCCGUGAUAAUAUGCAUUGUUUAUCACAAGUAUUUUGUAUUCGAGACUUACAGAGUUUGAUGCUGUAGAGGCUGAAGAAUAUUUUUGUGCAAAAGACUCAGUGAGAUUGAAAGAAUUGUUGGGCUUGCUAGCUGUUUAUAGAGCAAGAUAAUGCUAUCCAAGAGAUAAAAGCCUGCUGAAAGUGUCAUUAAAAGUGUGAGAAUAGUAUAAAUAAGUGAAAGACACAACAUGCCAGGUAAUACAAUGGAAGAGGACCUUGUGGAUCCAGAGUGGUUGUUCACAGAGCUUAGAUCACCAGAUGGUCCAAACAAGCUGCUUAUCUUGGAUUGCAGAGCAAAUUGUGACUUCUCUGAUACUCACAUAAGAGGCUCAGUACCUUUGACCAUACCUAGCAUUAUGUUACGCAGACUGGCUGCUGGUAAGGUGGACCUUUUGGCCACAAUAAGAUGUCUGGUCUUGAGAAACAGAGUCAAGAUGUUUCUGUGCGGGGAUGAGAACAGUAGAGGAACAUUUGUAUUAAUUGGUGACUCUACAGAUCCUGCAGGCCAUCAGGGUGAAACUAUACAAGUUCUAAGCCGGAGACUUAAAAACAGUGGAGGCAAAGUUGCCAUUUUAAUUGGUGGUUUUGGCGCAUUCAGAGAUAGAUAUCCAGAAUGGUGUGAAGGCAGUCAAGUUGGUUGUGAGUGUACCCCAGGUCAGGACAAUAAUGAUGGCGAAUUAAUGGGGCUUAGAUCUCUUCGGAUAUCUACGCCACCAACUAGGUCUUAUUCAGAUUCUGAUAGUGACAGCACGUGUGAUUCAGUUGGUCCUGAGGAAGAUAAAGAUUUCCCGGUAGAAAUUUUACCUCAUUUGUUUCUCGGUAACGCGGCUAAUAGUGAGGAUCGUGAGGCUCUAGCGCGACAUAGAAUACAAUAUAUACUCAAUGUGACACCGGAUUUACCAAAUGUAUUCGAAGGCGUUGGUUCGAUAAAGUAUAUGCAGAUACCAAUAAGCGAUCAUUGGAGCCAAAACUUAGCUAGUUUCUUCCCGCAAGCGAUUCAAUUUAUAGAGGAAGCACGGAGUUCAGACAAAGGAGUGCUGGUUCACUGUUUGGCCGGAGUGUCCCGGUCUGUUACGAUUACCGUAGCUUACCUUAUGCAUAAGUGCAGCCUCAGCCUGAAUGACGCUUUCAACUUAGUACGUAGUAGAAAGUCUAACGUCGCUCCCAAUUUUCACUUUAUGGAGCAGUUGCUCAGCUUUGAGCGGGAAUUGAGAGAUCGAGGGGGAAAUCGACGUAAUGACCAGAGAUGCAUCGGAGCAUGCCGACCUGACGGCCCUUGUAACUGUCCGCCACCCAGCUUUCUGAGCCCCAUUGAUCUGGGACUGAGUCCCGAUUCAGGAAUUGAGUUUGACAGGUGGGCGGCGAGCACACCGGCCGAAUGAGACGGGCCUGGAGGGACCCAAUACAAGUUUUAGGUCCCUCCAUCGCACGCGUCAUCUUAAGAUAACCCCGAAUAGUUACGGGAUAACGCGCUUUAUCAUUCUGAUAAUGCAAAAGACGACUAUGAAAAUGGUUUGUCUUCUCCUUCCCGAUAUAUCUGCAGAUAGAAUAGAAUAUUAAGCGCCUUUGGCGAAUAUAAUACAUGUACCAAGAUAUAGCUUUUAGACGUAUCCAAAGUUCAUUAGUGUGCCGACAGUUUUUCUUUUGUACUUUCUUGUUUCUUCUUCUCAAACCUCUCAUUCCAAGUAUAAUCAUGUAGCUUGUACAGAGUUGUUCCAAGACUAUCGCGAUGAAGAUCUUAAAUGAUAUAUUCCUGCAACCAUUCUUAGACAAAAAUUUCUAAUACAAAAAUAACAAAAAUCGCAAAAUCGUAUUUAUAUUAGCCCUAAUUUAAAAUGUGAAUGUAAAUAUAGAUGUCACGUUAGAGUUGCAAAUCUAAUAUACGGUGAUUGUAUUGGAGUUUUUAUCUCAGAAUAUUCCAGAGAAUCUGCCAUUAUAAAAUCUAUUCUGAUAGUUUGAACACUCUGUAUUCAUAUAUGUGUGUGUAUUCAUAUAUGUGUUACGUACUUAUAUAUAUAUAUGUACACACACACACAAACACACA